Panicum virgatum (switchgrass) is the source of this 742-nucleotide messenger RNA. RefSeq names its product expansin-A23-like. Gene Ontology annotation, cellular component: extracellular region. The transcript has 3 exons. Gene Ontology annotation, biological process: plant-type cell wall organization. Lineage: Eukaryota; Viridiplantae; Streptophyta; Magnoliopsida; Poales; Poaceae. The record is from RefSeq and is a predicted model, not a curated record. The coding region runs from base 1 to 669 and encodes 222 amino acids.
AUGCAUGGGGCUGAAAAGGGCCUGACUGAACUGUGUGAAAUGCUCAAGACAACAGAGAGUGACAUCAAGAAGAGCACAAGCGGCAGCCAUGUGAUGGCUAUCCAGAACAAGUCUGCUUUCAAGAAGAAAGCACGGUGCGUCGCCUGCGACCGCAAGAGAGCGGAUCCGGUGUUCUGCAGGCCCAGCAUCACGGUCACCGUCACCGCCACCAACUUCUGCCCGCCCAACUACACGCUGCCCGGCGACCGCGGCGGCUGGUGCAACCCGCCGCGGGUGCACUUCGACAUGGCGCAGCCGGCCUGGGAGAAGAUUGGCGUCAACUGCGCCGGCAUCAUCCCCGCCGCCAUGUACAAAAGAGUUCCUUGCGUGAGGCGAGGUGGGGUGCGGUUCACGAUCAACGGGCACGACUACUUCAAUCUUGUGCUCAUAGCCAAUGUCGCGGCAGCCGGCUCCAUCAGGUCCAUGGAUGUCAAGAGCUCCGGUUCGGAUAACUGGAUGCCCAUGGCGCGCAACUGGGGUGCCCAAUGGCACUCCUUGGCAUACCUUACGGGGCAAAAUCUCUCGUUUAGAGUCACCGACACUGAUGGACAGACUCUUGAAUUCACGGACGUGGUGCCCAAAGGAUGGAAGUUUGGCCAAACAUUCGCAAGCAAGAUACAGUUCAAGUGAUGCGAGGGUCCAUGUGGGAUUUCCUGUGGUUGAUUUGUGGGAGCUAGUAUGAACUACGAAUGCAGCAUGGUCA